UCGAUGUACCAACAACAAAUGUUUACCUGAUGGAACUUGUACUGAUGGUGCCAGUUGUUUAAGUGAAUGGUUUGGUCCGUCUUGUCAAUAUCAGAAUCUCAUCACCGUGUACACUGCAACAGCUCGACCAAACAACUCACUAAACUGAUAGUCAGUGUAACGUGAAUACAAACAGCCAAUACAUCCAAGUGACAUGGAAUACUAGUUACCCCUUUACAUUUAUAUGGAUACGCUUCAACUCAUCACGUACCAAAUUAUAUGUCAGCAACUUACUCUCAGAAAGCGCUCUCGACGCUCGUGACAACUGUAAUGACAACUGUAAUGACGCUUCGGGGAUCACUGCGACCUCUGUCAACAUCUGAAGUCGAUUCUAUUGAAAAUGUUGAAAGCAGAGGCAUCGGGAUCGGCAUUGGAAUAGGAGCUUUGAUCACAUCUACUGUUUAUCUAAUCGUCCUCUUGGUUUUGUACCGCUUUAAGAUAUUGGCAUUAAAUAGAAAAUUGAGAAAUGAGAAAGAUAGAACAUUAACUAAACCAGAAACAAAAUACCAAACAGAACACAACCACGCCUACGAUGAAGUGACAGAUAUAGAGGCGUCUGGCAUCCAACAGGCUCAAGGAAACGGAAAUGUCAAUGAAAGUAUACACGCAUAUGAUGCCAUCAAUCUAGAAGAUGUGGGGAAACAAAAUUCAAAUUAUUGCACAAUUGAAACGUAGAUGAUUUACAUGACUUUAAUAUGUAACUAUGGAAAGUAGCGCCUACACAAACACUAAUCGCGUCAUCUUCCAAUUUUAGAAAAUAAGGAAAUGAACUAUUUCAUUGAAAUAUGAUUUAGAUCUAUAGAUCUACGUAUCGGGACGUACGCUAUGAAAUGUAGACCUAUAUGAUUUUCUCGGCCAAAUGUAAUACAAAUUACUUUAAAAACAACAGAAAUACCAUUGAACAGCCGGGUUUUUAAAGGAAUCAUUUAAUAAGUUUCUUAAUCAGUUUGUACAUUAAAUUUAAUAUGGUGUUGUGUUGACUAAUAAUGUAUAUAAUUUAAUUUUUCUAAUAUUGGUAUUGGUAGCCUAUGUUAUUUUAAAUGUGCCGAAUUUUAAGUUAUUUUGUUAUUUCAUUGCUUUGUCGCUAAUAUCGUUGAACGUGUAGUAAAGAACAUUUAGUUUUGACCAAAUAACUAUUUUAUAAAAUAUAUUUCUCAAACAUGUUUAACAUUAAAAAUAGAUAGACCUAUAAUUCACGUGUAACGGGUACCGACGGCUAGUAUGUAUAUAACUACCUUCCAGUAGAGUCGCCAUUAAUUUGUUAUUUUAUAGCCUGAAGUGUUCCUUAACUUAUUUUAUUCUAAAGUAAUAAUUAAAUGUGUACGAUACUCACAACGUGCAAAACUAGAUCUUCAUUGUUAUACUCAAAUUUGAAGAAAGAUGUGCACGAUGUGUGUUAGUACAUCAGAAUGUACAUGUAUUAAUACACAUCAUGUACAUGUACAUGUACUUGCAAUUAUUUGGCAGGGAUUUUACACAACAGAGUUUCUACGAUAAGAUGUGCCAACCGAGAUCUACAUUUUUGCU
Molecule: messenger RNA, 1566 nt
Organism: Physella acuta
Lineage: Eukaryota; Metazoa; Mollusca; Gastropoda; Physidae
Source: RefSeq, a predicted model, not a curated record